AUGGAAACUUCGCAAAACUCUUUUCUAAUAAAUCAACUACAACUUCAACCAACAGAUGUUUACUCCUUAUCUUCAGAAGAGAUAAAAAUUAAGCUGAAAAGAUUAUUUUUAUAUUAUUCCUGUAUUGGAACAAGAAACAAAACAAGUACCAUUUCGCAUCAAAAGCUCAGCUUACUUUUUGUUGAUGCUGGUAUCCAAGGAAAACUUUUACAUAAAAACACAAUUGAUAUUAUUGUAUCUGGUGAACUUAAAAGAAAUAGAUCUAUACUAUUUCAAAAUUUCUGUGAAAUUUUAACAAAAAUUGCAAAGGCAAUAUUUUCAAAUGAAAACCAAAAUAUUCAGUCUGGAGAGGCUCUAUACAUUUUAUUAGACAAGCAAAUUUUCCCUCUAUAUGACUCUUUAAGAAGCUCAAAUCAUAUUGAAUAUUUUGAACAAAUUGAUUUCAGUUUAGAUAUACGUAAAAUUAAUAGUGAAUAUACUAGGAUGUGGCUUUUGGGUGUGGAGAGCUGCCUAAGAGUUAGGCUAGUCUCGAGGUGGGAGGCCAAGCACAACUUCCGCUGAUUUGCGGCCUGGUCUGAGCAGCAGCUUUUCACAUCUUUUUUGUCAGAUGUCCUGAAGCCCAGGUUCGCUGCUCGAAAGCGCCAAGGUGAACUGCCUACCUAGGCCGCUAGUGACUUCGCCUCAAAUACCGUAAGGUGUUGAGUUCCUUUUCGGAGAUGACCCGGGGAAGGCGAAGCUUGACGAAGAAUUAAAGGGCGUAAGUAUCUAUAGUUUAAAAUUGUCCGGAUCACAAGCGGCGAUCAGACCAGACUAAGCAGAGUUGGGUAAUGCUGGCUGAAAAUGAAGGUUCUUGGCAAAUUCGAACUAUCCGGAUCGGGAAAUAAAUUCCUCUACCGAGAAUCGGGAUUUCGGCACUGACUCAAGCUGACUUGAGAGAGUCCACCCCACAGCGCUCGCUUUGGAAUCCUAGUGUCCAGAAAGUGGGGGCUAUAAAGACAUCACUAAUUUAAUCUAAUCUGAGUUCAGUUUAGAUAACGAUUCUUUAGCAAUAAUUUUCAAUUCAAAAACGGUUUUACUUGAUAUUUAUCAAUCUUACUUUCCUUGGGAAAUUAAAUCAUCUGAAUCAUUCGAUAUUUUAUGCAAAAAAUCUGAAAGAGCUCUAUAUAAAUUUUCAAAUGAAUAUAAUGUAACACCGUUAGUUAUUAACAGAGCACAAUUUUUAAAAAUAUGGCAAGACCUUGUAUAGCCCGUUCCCGGCUAUAGAUCGGGCUAUGCCCGAUCUUUGCCAGGAAACUCGGGGGGUUGUUGUCGUCACUUUAAGGUGAUGAGUCAACUCUCCGAGUUGGCAAAUCACUUAAAUGGUGGCUAUUUGCCAACUCGGGGAGCUGACUCGUCACCUCAAAGUGAAGCAGACAACCCCCCGGGUUUCCCGGCAAAGAUCGGGCAUAGCCCGAUCUAUAGCCGAGAACGGGCUAUAGAAAUCCAAGAAGUGAUACCAUCAUUGUCACUUUUUAUGUGUGAGGAAAUGGGGACAGCUUUUACGUUUAAAAGGUUUUUGCUCUUUUUGUGCAGAUGUGCAGUGAUUGGAAAAUUUCAUGAUAUUCACGUAAAGCUGACUGAAAAAAUUAUUAUGCUGCUCGAAAGAAUGGAAUUAUCACCUGGGUUUCAUACUUUGCAGAUGAAAACCAAUAGACCUUUUAAUGGAAAAACUACAUUUUUAUCAAGCCAAAGAAUAGCUGAUUGUUUAUCCACUAUAGAAAUAGCCGAUCCUUUAUCAAAGUCCCAAACAAUAACUCUUUCACCAAAAAAAAUAGGAUCGAAUCAUACAGAAAAGCUGGAAAAGUUAUAUGAUCAAUACAACAGAGGAGAAUAUUUUGGAAUGGUUGGAAUCACAUCAAAUAAGUUUGUAAAAUUCAUUGAGGUAUUAGGAAUAAUUCAAAGUGAUCAAGGAAGUAAAAUUAAUAAAGAAGAUAUUGAAAUUAUUUAUACUUUAGCGACCAGAAAAAUUUCAAAAAAUAAUACACCUUCAUCCGCUAUAAAUAGAAAAAUAUCAUACGAUGAAGGCUCGAAAAUGAGCUACGAGCAAUUUGAAAUAGCAUUGGAGCUAGUUGCAAGAAAACAUUUUUCUGAUUUGAAACCAGACCAAGCUUUCGACUUAUUUAUGGAAAAUUAUAUUAAAAAAUUUGAUCAAGUCAGUGAGAAUCAGAAAACGUAUGAUAGGAUCAUUAAUUUGCGGGCUUCUCUUGAAGGGGAAGAGCUAAAUAAAAUUUAUAACAUAUGGAAACAAGCAAUCGCAGUAUUUGUUUGCAACUAUUCUGAUAAAGCAAAUCUAUAUGAUUUUAAUGCAUUUUUUAAAUUUACUUCAGAUUUUGGUAUUUUUCCAGAAUUAAUAUCAAAGCAGAAAAUAACUCAUAUUUUUAAUGCUUUAUUAAGUUUUGAGUUGCAAACAGAUACAAUCAAAUUUGAAGGUUUUAUAACUUUAAAUCAUGCUAAUACUUUUACGAUUGGCAGAAAAGUUUUUAUUGAUGGAUUGGCUUUAUGCGCAUUAGAAUCAAAAUUUUCUAAUCAAACCCCAUUUUUAAGACUCCAAGCAACCUUAGAAAAAAUUUUGAAUAGCAAUGGACCUGCGCUUUCUGUAGCAAAAUCUGGGAGAACAAGAACAAAUAAAUUUAAAAUUCCUAGCAAUCUAUUACAACUGAGAGCUAAAGAAGAAGAUGAUCGCAAAGCCAAAACUCUUUCAAUUAGCUUUGACUCAGCAAUCAGCAGCAAACCUUCCAGGAGAUAUGAAUAA
Molecule: messenger RNA, 2791 nt
Organism: Blepharisma stoltei
Lineage: Eukaryota; Ciliophora; Heterotrichea; Heterotrichida; Blepharismidae
Source: the annotation of a GenBank genome assembly